Molecule: messenger RNA, 2761 nt
Organism: Lontra canadensis (Northern American river otter)
Lineage: Eukaryota; Metazoa; Chordata; Mammalia; Carnivora; Mustelidae
Gene: SF1
Product: splicing factor 1
Exons: 14
Coding region: 389-2215 (608 amino acids)
Biological process (GO): regulation of mRNA splicing, via spliceosome
Cellular component (GO): nucleus
Molecular function (GO): mRNA binding; zinc ion binding
Source: RefSeq, a predicted model, not a curated record
GUCCGCGCAGUAACAAAUGAAGUGCGCGCAGCGCCACCUCCCAGCUCGCCAGGCUCGGCCGCCAUUUCUUCGCCGGGCCUAACGGUCCGGCCAAUCCCAGCGUACAUCGAGGAGGGCUAAGGCUCCACCAAUCGCAGGCCGCCAAUUCCGACCCCCUUGCCUCGGCUCGGCCCAAUCCAGGCCUCGGACCUGUCGCCCCCGGCCCGCCCCCGCGGCGCCCUCUCUCCUCCCUCUUUGUGCGUCUCGCGCCGCCGCCGCCCGCCGCGUGAGAGAACGGGCUCGGCGCGCUCCGCGGCAGCGCAGUCGGGUCCCCUCCCCCCGGAAGGUUCGCGAAGAAGAAGCCGCCGCCGCCUAAAAGGAGCCGCCGGUGCCGGUCCCCGGGGGCGCCAUGGCGACCGGAGCGAACGCCACGCCGCUGGACUUCCCAAGUAAGAAGCGAAAGAGGAGCCGCUGGAACCAAGAUACCAUGGAACAGAAGACAGUGAUUCCAGGAAUGCCGACAGUCAUCCCGCCUGGACUUACUCGGGAGCAAGAAAGAGCUUAUAUAGUGCAACUGCAGAUAGAAGACCUGACUCGUAAACUGCGCACAGGAGACCUGGGCAUCCCCCCUAACCCUGAGGACAGGUCCCCUUCCCCUGAGCCCAUCUACAAUAGUGAGGGGAAGCGGCUUAACACCCGCGAGUUCCGCACCCGCAAAAAGCUUGAAGAGGAGCGACACAACCUCAUCACUGAGAUGGUUGCCCUCAACCCUGAUUUCAAGCCACCUGCAGAUUACAAACCUCCAGCAACACGAGUGAGCGAUAAAGUAAUGAUUCCACAAGAUGAAUAUCCAGAAAUCAACUUUGUGGGGCUGCUGAUUGGGCCCAGAGGGAAUACCUUGAAAAACAUAGAGAAGGAGUGUAAUGCCAAGAUCAUGAUCCGAGGGAAAGGGUCUGUCAAAGAAGGGAAAGUUGGCCGAAAGGAUGGCCAGAUGCUGCCUGGAGAAGAUGAGCCGCUUCAUGCCCUAGUUACUGCCAACACCAUGGAGAAUGUGAAGAAAGCUGUGGAGCAGAUAAGAAACAUCCUGAAGCAGGGUAUUGAGACCCCUGAGGACCAGAAUGAUCUACGGAAGAUGCAGCUUCGGGAGUUGGCUCGCUUGAAUGGGACCCUUCGGGAAGAUGAUAACAGAAUCUUAAGACCCUGGCAGAGCUCAGAGACACGCAGCAUUACCAACACCACAGUGUGUACCAAGUGUGGAGGGGCUGGACACAUUGCUUCGGAUUGCAAAUUCCAAAGGCCUGGUGACCCCCAGUCAGCUCAGGAUAAAGCACGGAUGGAUAAAGAAUAUCUGUCCCUCAUGGCCGAACUGGGCGAAGCGCCCGUGCCCGCAUCUGUGGGCUCCUCCUCUGGGCCUGCCACCACGCCCCUGGCCAGUGCACCUCGGCCUGCUGCUCCUGCCAACAACCCACCGCCUCCGUCUCUCAUGUCCACCACCCAGAGCCGCCCACCCUGGAUGAAUUCCGGUCCUUCAGAGAGUCGGCCCUACCAUGGCAUGCACGGAGGUGGUCCUGGUGGGCCUGGAGGUGGCCCCCACAGCUUCCCACACCCGUUACCCAGCCUGACAGGUGGGCACGGUGGACAUCCCAUGCAGCACAACCCUAACGGACCCCCACCCCCUUGGAUGCAGCCGCCUCCGCCACCGAUGAACCAGGGCCCCCACCCACCUGGGCAUCAUGGCCCUCCUCCAAUGGGUAAAUCAGUACCUGGGAAGUACGCCUGUGGGCUCUGGGGUCUAUCGCCUGCAUCAAGGAAAAGGUAUGAUGCCGCCUCCGCCUAUGGGCAUGAUGCCGCCGCCGCCGCCGCCUCCCAGUGGGCAGCCCCCGCCCCCUCCCUCUGGUCCUCUUCCCCCAUGGCAGCAGCAGCAGCAGCAGCCUCCGCCGCCCCCUCCGCCCAGCAGCAGUAUGGCUUCCAGUACCCCCUUGCCAUGGCAGCAAAAUACGACGACUACCACCACGAGCGCUGGCACAGGGUCCAUCCCGCCAUGGCAACAGCAGCAGGCGGCUGCCGCAGCUUCUCCAGGAGCCCCUCAGAUGCAAGGCAACCCCACUAUGGUGCCCCUGCCCCCCGGGGUCCAGCCGCCUCUGCCGCCCGGGGCCCCUCCCCCUCCGCCGCCUCCGCCGCCUGGUUCCGCCGGCAUGAUGAUCCCUCCCCGCAGCGGCGAUGGCCCGAGCCAUGAGAGUGAGGACUUUCCGCGCCCAUUGGUGACCCUUCCAGGCAGACAGCCUCAGCAGCGCCCCUGGUGGACAGGAUGGUUCGGCAAAGCAGCCUGAGUUAUUUUUGUGGAUGGAAUCGGAACACGCUGGCUCCAUAUCGUGAAAUUUUUAUUAAUUUUUUUCUUUUUCCUUUGUUGUUUCCUUAUCUCUUCCUUUCUUCAGACUCCGUCCAAGGAGAUGCUCUUCCCCGAUCUUCUGCUGCAAUUAGAUUCCUUUCCUUUUUCUCCAUUCCUUGUUCUUCUCUUCCCAAGGAGAGGAGGGAGCAAAUGGUUUUAGGCGCAAGCUUUGGCCAUUAAUGUCAGUCUGUUUGGGGGGGGGGGGAGAAGGUCCUUUGGUUCUAAGAUUUUUAAGGUUGCCACGACCACCCCAGAGUUGUUGGUUUUGUUUUUGUUUUUUGUUUUUUUGUAGUGUAACAUUUUGUCUUUGCCACCUUUAUAGGGUAGUGGGUUAAUUUCCAGGUCCGGGGCCGAAACCCAUCCUGGCACCCCUGCCGGUGAUCGCUGGGGCCG